AUGAGCAAGCAAGGUGACGAGCAGCAACUUGCAUUUCUCGAACCCAAGAGAAUUAUCUCUAUCAUUGACCGGCUGAAGGAGAACGAGGAUCCUGAGAAGCUGGCGACGAUCCAGAUACAGGUGAAUCUCAAGGGAUAUGAUCCUAGGAAGGACAACAAGCUGUCCAAGGACAUGUCUUUUCCCUACAAGGUCAGAAGGCUGGACAAGAUAAUUGUGGUUGCUGAUGAGGCGCAUAUUAAGACGUGCGUGGAUGCAGAGUUGCCGCAUGUGUCCAUUGAAGAGCUGAGUGGAGACAAUAACAAAGCGAAGAGAGAUGCAGUGCUGAAGAAGAACAAGUACUUCAUUCUUUGCCCCGGAUACAACAAGGUCUUUCAGCUCAAGAAUAUCCUUAGGUGUGGAAAAACGCCCUACAUUCUGAAGAACGACGACGAUAUCAAAGCGGUCUUUGAGGCUGCAAAGAAGUCGUACAAGCUCCGAAUCAAGGACUUUGCGGUUACCUCGUUUCCUGCGGGGCACACUGGAAUGGAAACCGAGCAUAUAUAUGAAAACAUCAAGACAGGGAUGGGGCUUCUUAUUUCCUACCUUAAGAAGGGAACACAGAGCUUGAAGGGAGUUCUGAUCAAGACCAAUCAGAAGUCGCCGGUGACUCUCUAUUAA
This is a messenger RNA of Encephalitozoon hellem ATCC 50504, 657 nucleotides long. Its product is annotated as putative ribosomal protein L1. Gene Ontology annotation, biological process: translation. Gene Ontology annotation, cellular component: large ribosomal subunit. The transcript has a single exon. Lineage: Eukaryota; Fungi; Microsporidia; Unikaryonidae. Gene Ontology annotation, molecular function: structural constituent of ribosome; RNA binding. Bases 1 to 657 code for a protein of 218 amino acids. The record is from RefSeq and is a predicted model, not a curated record.